AUGAAGGUGACAAUAUUGCUUCUAUGUGGCUUGGCUCUAGCGGCAGCCCAUCCCACCUGGGAAGAAUUCAAGGCUAAAUAUGGCCGCAAGUAUAAGAACUCAGAAGAAGAAAAUCACCGCAAGAGUGUGUUCCAGACAAAUCUUCAGUUCAUCGUCAAGUUUUCAAAGGAGAACUCUACCCACAACGUGGCGAUGAACGAGUUUGGUGACAUGACGAAUGAAGAAUUCAACAAAAGGAUGAACGGAUACGUACCUUCGUCGUCCCGAGAGGCCAACACAGUAUUCAGCCCCCAGACAAGGGUCCUGCCAGCUGCUGUGGAUUGGCGCACCAGCGGCUACGUCACUCCUGUCAAGAACCAGUUACAAUGUGGCUCUUGUUGGGCAUUUUCUGCGACCGGCUCCUUGGAGGGUCAACAGUUCCGAAAAUCCGGCAAACUUGUGAGACUCUCCGAGCAGCAGCUGGUCGACUGUGCCGGCGGUGUUUACCAAAACCAGGGAUGUAACGGUGGCUUGAUGAAUUAUGCCUUUAACUACCUCAAGGCUUAUGGGUCUGACAGUGAAGCUUCCUACCCUUACGUGGGAGUGCAAGGGACUUGCAAGUUCUCAGCAAGCAACAUCGCCGCCAGAGUAACUGGCUAUGUCAACGUAGCUUCACAAAGUGAGAGUGCUCUGAUGACAGCCAUAGCGACCGUAGGUCCCAUCUCUGUGGCCAUCGAUGCCGGCCACUCAUCAUUCCAGUUCUACAGCGGUGGUGUGUACUAUGAGCCGACGUGCUCGUCAACCAAACUUAACCACGGUGUACUGGCAGUGGGUUAUGGUACUGACACCUCAGGAAAAGCCUACUAUAUCGUUAAGAACUCCUGGGGCACCACCUGGGGCUCGGCUGGGUACAUUUUGAUGGCUCGUAACAGGAAUAACAAUUGUGGUAUUGCCACUGCUGCUUCCUACCCGACGGUGUAG
Molecule: messenger RNA, 960 nt
Organism: Procambarus clarkii (red swamp crayfish)
Lineage: Eukaryota; Metazoa; Arthropoda; Malacostraca; Decapoda; Cambaridae
Product: procathepsin L-like
Biological process (GO): positive regulation of peptidase activity; positive regulation of apoptotic signaling pathway; immune response
Cellular component (GO): lysosome
Molecular function (GO): cysteine-type endopeptidase activity; cysteine-type endopeptidase activator activity involved in apoptotic process
Source: RefSeq, a predicted model, not a curated record